Molecule: messenger RNA, 2066 nt
Organism: Dunckerocampus dactyliophorus (ringed pipefish)
Lineage: Eukaryota; Metazoa; Chordata; Actinopteri; Syngnathiformes; Syngnathidae
Gene: rmdn1
Product: regulator of microtubule dynamics 1
Exons: 11
Coding region: 845-1621 (258 amino acids)
Cellular component (GO): cytoplasm; spindle microtubule; mitotic spindle pole
Molecular function (GO): microtubule binding
Source: RefSeq, a predicted model, not a curated record
ACGUGAUGUGAGCCAACCUACCAUUUUCCCAAGGGCCACAUGAACAGAUGCGCUGUCUCUCUUUUCCAGCUGCAUGGUGACUAUUUCUCUGUACUUAUUAGCAAACAACAUGAAAGCAUUUGGCGGUUUCUUUAUGUACGGCCGAUCCCGCACAUGCUCAGUCUUCCUGGAAUUACUGAAAUAAGAGCGCAGCAGUAAAAGGGAAAACAUUAUUUUUCAUUUCUAUGGGAGACAGCUAGGUGUGUCCUAAAUGUAGACUGUGCUGUGUAUUACAGUUUGAAACAGACAUCCAUCACUUAGCAGACAAAUAGCUUGUUGCUUUCUUUCUUCUGUGGAAAUCUUACAUUGAUGUGAAGAUGUUUUGGGGAGGAGCCGCAGACAUUAAAGGAUGUACCUGCUCAAACAAAAUCUCUCCAUUCCUACGUAGAUAUGAAAUAACAGAAAGGUGAACAGGGAGGGUAGGCAUUUUCCAGUAACAGUUUGAGGCUUUGUCUCACAUAAAGCCAACAGGAACCAUCUGAGGGGUUCCAGGCGUCAUCAUCAUCCCCGACGGCGCCCUCAUCUAAACACAAACACACAGAGUGCUGAGUGAACACCACCGCUAGCGGAGUUUUCAUGUGAAAGUGUUGGUUACAGAGGCCUACCAUUGGUUGAGGGUGUGGUCCCAGGAUGUUUUGGACCGGCCAUUGAUGCUGCAGUUGCUGUCGUUUAAAGGGGAUAUGGAUCGUGACAUACUUGUUCCACUGGAGAAAAUACAAAAGCUGGUAACCGCUAUGGCCCCAGGGACACCUUUAGACACCCCUGUACACAUACCACAACCUGUCAAAAGAGUGGGCGGACAGCAAUGGUGGUUGGACUGCCCACACUCUCCUGCCUGCUGUAUGGAUGUUAUCACAAGGUGCAGAGCUCUGCUGUGGUCCUGGCGCUAGAAAAAGCGGAGGUUUUGGAGCAGGCAGACUACCUUUACAGCAGUGCUGAGACAGAGAAACUCUACCAGCUGCUACUGCAGUACAAGCACAGUGAUAAUGCGGAGUUCCUGUGGAGGCUGGCGCGAGCGUCGCGAGACAUGUCGGUGCUUCCUGACACGGAUGCAGGAAAGAAGCAGCAGUUGGUGUACGAGGCCUUUGAAUACGCCAAAAAAGCCCUGGAGAAAGAUGACACGUGUUUCGCAGCACACAAGUGGUAUGCAAUCUGCAUCAGUGAUGUGGGGGAUUACGAGGGAGUCAAAGUGAAAAUUGGAAAUUCCUACGUAAUCCGGGAACAUCUGGAGCGAGCCCUGCAGCUCAAUCCAAAAGAUGCAACCUCCUUACACAUCCUGGGAUACUGGUGUUUUGCUUUUGCUGAGCUGCCGUGGUAUCAACGCAAGGUAGCAGCGGUGAUUUUUGCGUCUCCUCCCACGUCCACGUACGAGGAGGCUCUGCAGUUCUUCCUGCAAGCUGAGCAGGUUGAUCCCAACUUCUACAGUAAAAACCUGCUGAUGCUGGGGAAGACCUACAUGGCUUUGAAGGACGAGCAGCAGGCUGUGCUGUGGUUAAACAAAGCUAAAGAUUACCCUGCGCACACGCUGGAGGACAAACAGGUCCACCAAGAAGCCGUGGAGCUCUUAAAGAAGUUCAGAUGAAGCUUUGGUGGAACCUUUUGAACUUUGACACAAACCACUCCUGCCUUGAGGACGCUAUGUACAAACGUCAUGUCACCUUUCUACAAAAUAAAAGCACAAUGAUGGCCAGGGGGCCGGGUCAUUCACAUAUUUAUUUGUAUCUUGUCUUCAAAUGGCUGAAGCGGAAUUAAAAAUGAAUGGUCUAUACACAGGGGGGUAGGUAAAGGGCCAUUCUGUACAGUGUAGUGGAUGUUUACAGUGUCUAUCUACACGCAAUAUGUUACACUUGGAGGGGGUGUCAGGGGGGCAGCACGGAUGCUGCAUCUGGCAACCAUGCAGCCCCCCGCAAAACACUCCCGUCUAUUUGUGAUAUGAAUCAAAAGCAUCACAAUUUCCAGCAAUGGAAGGGCGGCUCUUGUAGUCGAUGGUAUUACUACUACUACUAAUGCGUAGUCGAUGGUAGUCA